Mycotypha africana is the source of this 1407-nucleotide messenger RNA. RefSeq lists its product as uncharacterized. The record is from RefSeq and is a predicted model, not a curated record. NCBI's taxonomy places the organism in Eukaryota, Fungi, Mucoromycota, Mucoromycetes, Mucorales, Mycotyphaceae. The transcript has 3 exons. The coding region runs from base 239 to 952 and encodes 237 amino acids.
UAUCAAGAACCAGGAUAUUUAGAAGAGGAAAGAGAUUUGAAAAAGGCAGUUGAAGAAAGUAAACGCACGGCAGAAGAAGAGGCAAGAAAACAGAAUUGGGGUCAAGGUGAUGACGAUGAGCUACAGCGGGCGAUACGUGAAAGUGAAAAAGAAGCGAAAGAAGCGGAAAGGAGACAGCAUCAAAAUUUAGAUAUGCAAAACCUGCAAAAUCUUUUUGGAACUAGCAGUAGCAAUAAUAAUGGACAAUCUACGUAUGUUCCAAUCGCUUCCACAGAAUCAAACCUUUGAUACCUCUCUGAAUCCAUACGGGCAACAGCAAUUACAGCAAUUGCAGCAGCAACAACAAUGGCCAAUGGCAACUGGUUUGACUGUAAUGUCGUUUGGUGAACCGAUUCAACUACAGAACAGUUCAAAUACUCCUUUUAUUUCAAACCAUACCACGAAUACAUCUUUAUCGCCAGUUAAUCCCUUUAGCCAGCCUCAGCAACAACAACAACAACCCUCUAUUCAACAGUCAGCAUUUAAUGUUAGUGAUAACCGUACUGGAAACGGCCUGCCCGUUGACUUUCUGUCACAGCAAUCAACAGUUACAAAUUCCGAAAUGAAUAACCCUUACCAUUCGAACCUCCAGGCGCAAAUGACAGGUUAUCCAUCUUCAUUUUUACAGCCACAAUUGACAAAUACCAACACUGGCAGCACAUUGUCGCCGUUCCUCAAUAACAGUAUGAAUAGCAGUUUUGCUUACAGCCAACCACAACAAACAUCGUUUAAUACAAACUUUUUUAGCAACAGCAAUCAAUCUUUACAAGCUCAAAUGACAGGAUUCCCGAACACCCAACAACAACAACAACAACAACAACAACAACAGCCUACAUCAUUUGCGCUGUUUCAACAUCCUCAGCCAACAAGUAUUGGUUCAAAUAAUCCUUUUGCUCCUUCAUACGGACAUUGACCGCAGUGUCCAUACAGUAAUGGAUAUAUAAGAAUUAAUAAAUAUAGUGGAGAUAUCGCAACGUCAUUUAAACCUAUUUCAAUCAAAUUGUCCUUUAAAACUGCUAAUUCUUGCCAGUUAUCAAGAUAUAAUAAUGUUCAAUUUGUUAAUGGGUCAACAAGUCGUAGCUCCAUUCUGAAAGCGAGAUUUUCUGCUCACGUUAAUACCGUACAGCUGCUCCGUUCGAUGAAAUGUAGAAAAGAUACUGUACCCAAAAUAUUUUGUUCAUUGUAAGCCUGAUCCACGUUACUGUCGAUGCUUGGCAUGUUUUUAAUACUACUCUUCUCCUUGAGAAUUGCACUGUCUGUAUAUCAAAUGUGAUCCUGGAUGAGGUAUUAGCCUUCUAUUCUGUCUAAUUGUUAUCAUUCCUAUCAUAAUGAGACUUCAACAGACAACAACUUCUCAAGAAAAUCUAA